Messenger RNA from Lingula anatina, 931 nucleotides. RefSeq lists its product as uncharacterized. Lineage: Eukaryota; Metazoa; Brachiopoda; Lingulata; Lingulida; Lingulidae. The record is from RefSeq and is a predicted model, not a curated record.
CAGAAUCAAAACCAGUACCAAGGUCAUCUUAACAACCCUUUAUGUAUAAAUAGCAGCUGCUACAUUGAUUCCUCAAACCACAUAAGAGGAAUUCAAAUUUGUGCAUUUCAAGUCAUAAGAAGACAAGAUGGCUUUGGCAAGUUUCAUCUUUGCAUUACUAUGUGUAUCAGAACUCAGCACUGACAAGGCGUUUAGUCAAGUGGCACCAAACGCUGUAUGCUCAUGCCAAGAAGCAUACACUUCAGAAGACGGAACAACAACAGUCGUCUUGCAACUGCCCAAGACCAGCACAGCAGUUAGUACUGGUAACAAAAGCCUCAGUGAACUUGACAAAUUAAAACAAAACUACCAAAAACAAGCCCAGAUGUUAUCUUCACAGGGACUUUUGCUGAUGCAGCAGGCUAAGCAAAUUCAGCAAAUUGAACUGGAACUCCAAGACCUUAAACUAUCCAUUUCUAAACCACCUGCUGACUGUCAAGACUUGCUUGUGUCAGGCAAUACUCCCAUAUCGGACUCUCAGAUUACGGCCUCAUCCAUGUACAAUUCUGAUCACGGCCCUGCUCAUUCUAGAUUGUACACCAACAUGGACAAUCAUAUUGUCGGAUCCUGGUCAGCUCGCACCAAUGACAACAAACAAUGGCUGCAAUUUGACUUCGGACGUGUUAGAAAACUGACAGCCAUUUUGACCAAGGGAAGAAAUCAAAUUGCUCAGUUUGUCAAAACAUACCAAAUUCACUAUGGCAACAACACUUUGUUGAUGAAGGGAUACAGAGAUGGAACUGGCUCAGUCAAGAUCUUCCAAGGCAACAUUGACUUGGACAAUAUUCACGAAAAUGUUUUGAACCCUCCUGUGUAUGCUCGCUACCUGCGUAUUAACCCUCUCACUUGGUACGGUCACAUUUCUGUGAGAGCUGACGUGCUGGGGUGUUAA